CAGUGUGUACAGAGACAACUAUCUCACUGCAGCAUGCACUCAGGGUUGCCAUAAAGUGAAGAAAUCAGCUCAAUUUCUGUUUCUACAACAAAAAACUACUGCUCUGAGUGUCUCAGGCUUGAAGAGGAUCAUUCCUGUCCUUUGAGAGACUGGUGCUUUAGGCAAAAAGCAUUUUAGCAGUGUCUGUGGCGUUUCCCAGCCCGACCCUCAUGCCCAUGUGAAUGUCAGAGAUGUGCAAACAGCAGGGGGAAGUGCAGCUGCAGACUCCAUGGCAAGCCAGAACAUCCAGCUGCUUGGAAGCUCUGGCAUAACAAGCUUUUCCUGUGGUGAGCUGUGGGACGUGCAGCCAGGGCAAACUUCAGGACUGCCUCCAGAAACGCUGUGCAGUAGCAGCAGUCCUCGUGCUGAAAAAUUCGGAAUUGUUUUAAAUCACCGGUCUGUCAGCUGCCUGCUUUGCACAUAACUUCACCAGUUGCUACUAGGAAGAUGCAACUAUGACAAAAUACUCUUGGAUUUGAGCACUCUAAAUGCAGAAAUGAUUUGGCAACUAACAUCUCAUUGGUCAGCCCUGGUUACACCCCUGAUUUUUGGUCUGCUUCUGCAAGCACCAUGCACACAGCCUUCCACCAUCACACAGCCAAACUUUGUCCUGCUGCUGGCUGAUGACCUCGGCAUAGGGGAUGUGGGUUGCUAUGGGAAUGACACCAUCAGGACCCCGAACAUCGAUGGGCUGGCAGAGGAAGGAGUGAAGCUGACCCAACACAUCGCUGCAGCUCCUCUUUGCACCCCCAGCAGAGCAGCUUUCCUCACUGGCAGAUAUCCCCUCCGAUCAGGGAUGGAUGCUGUAAACGAUUACCGUGUUAUUUUUUGGAAUGCUGGCUCAGGAGGGCUUCCUCCAAAUGAAACCACUUUUGCCAAAAUACUGCAGCACCAAGGCUACACCACAGGACUGAUAGGGAAGUGGCAUUUAGGUGUUAACUGUGAAUCCCGCAAUGACCACUGUCAUCACCCUUUAAAACAUGGAUUUGACUAUUUCUAUGGGAUGCCUUUUACACUAAUAAGUGACUGUGAGCCAACAGAGCCACCAGAGAUGGACAGAGCCUUUAGAAGGAAACUCUGGCUUUCCACUCAAGUGAUUGGCCUCAUUACACUCACUGCUGUCCUUGGAAGACUGACUGGCUUGAUUUCAGUCCACUGGAAAACACUGACCUGCCUUGCUGGGUUUAGUCUCCUAUUCUUCAUAUCCUGGUUCUCAAGUUAUGGAUUUGUACGGCACUGGAACUGCAUUAUGAUGAGAAACCAUGAGAUUACUGAGCAGCCAAUGGUGACAGAAAGAACCACGUCCCUUAUCUUGAGAGAGUCCAUCUCAUUUAUUGAAAGAAAUAAGCACAAGCCAUUCCUCCUUUUUCUUUCCUUUUUGCAUUCCCACACCCCUCUCCUCACCACGGAGAAGUUUCUUGGGAAGAGUAAACAUGGUUUAUAUGGAGACAAUGUGGAGGAGAUGGACUGGAUGGUGGGCCAGGUUCUAGAUGCUAUAGACAAGGAAGGCUUGAAAGAGACUACACUGAUUUACUUUGCCUCUGAUCAUGGUGGAUGGCUGGAAAGACAAGAAGGUGAAAGGCAGCUGGGUGGCUGGAAUGGAAUAUACAAAGGUGGAAAAGCUAUGGGAGGAUGGGAAGGAGGAAUCCGUGUUCCAGGGAUAUUUAGAUGGCCAGGAGUGUUACCUGCAGGCAAAGUUAUUGAUGAACCUACAAGCCUUAUGGAUAUUUAUCCUACGAUAGUUCAUUUGGCUGGAGGGACAGUGCCUCAGGACAGGGUGCUGGACGGCCGGGACCUGCUGCCGCUGCUGCGGGGAGCGGCGGCGCGCUCGGAGCACGAGUUCCUGUUCCACUACUGCGGGGCGCACCUGCACGCCGUGCGCUGGCACCGCAGCGACCAUGGAGCUGUUUGGAAGGCUCAUUACGUGACUCCCAUCUUCAGUCCUCCCGGAGCCGGGGCUUGUUAUGACAGAGGAUUUUGCCCGUGCUUUGGGGAAGGAGUGACCCAUCAUGAUCCUCCAUUGCUGUUUGAGCUCUCACAAGACCCUUCUGAAGCCAACCCUCUCUCUGCUGACACCGAGCCCCUCUUCGACAUGGUCAUAAGGAGGAUGGGCAGGGCCAUCGAGGAGCACCGCAGGACGCUGACUCCAGUCCCAGAGCAGCUCUCUGUGUCCAAUGUGGUGUGGAAGCCCUGGCUGCAGCCCUGCUGUGGAACAUUCCCAUUCUGUUGGUGUGAUAAGGAGCAUGAUAGUAAACUUGUUGAGCUAUAAUACUUUCUCAAAAAUGUAUUUAGAUUAAGAGUGUUUCCUUUGGGGGUGUUGACCCAUGGGCCAUUUUGCUCCUCUAAACUGAGCCUUCAUAAAAUAAUUGGUCCAGUGAAUGGCACAGUAUUUAGUAAAGGUAGCUUUAAGCUGGACACUCUCAGGGAGGGAUUAAGAUAGAUGAUCUGAAGUCCAUGUUUUAACUGGCAUUUGUUAACAAGUGGAUGAAUAGCUCAAAUGCACUGAGGCAGGCCAAGAUUACAGCUGUACAAGUAGUGAUUCUGAAUGUAUAUUCAGAAGCUUUCUUUUGGGUUCUUGGGCUGAAUUUCUAAGUGAUUCCUGGACUGCAGUCUCCUUUAAUUUUGUUUUCCUUAUCUCCUUUUUGUUAUUCUGGCAAUGCAUUUUGUUAUCCUUAUCUCUCCUUUUGUUAUACUGGCAAUACAUAACGUGACCUUAUAAUAAAUUUUUUGCAGAUCA
Oenanthe melanoleuca is the source of this 2776-nucleotide messenger RNA. RefSeq names its product arylsulfatase D-like. Lineage: Eukaryota; Metazoa; Chordata; Aves; Passeriformes; Muscicapidae. Gene Ontology annotation, molecular function: arylsulfatase activity. Bases 536 to 2308 code for a protein of 590 amino acids. The transcript is spliced from 12 exons. The record is from RefSeq and is a predicted model, not a curated record.